AUGCCCCUCAUCAACGGGCAAAAGAUGGCCUGCGAGCCCUGCAUCCGCGGCCAUCGGUCUACAAAAUGCACACACGCCAACGAGCGGCUGAUGGUUCCCGUCCGCAAGCCGGGUCGGCCCUUGAGCUCAUGCCCGCAUCCGUCGUCUCGCCCUUGCUCGUGCGCCGCCGUCACGGCUGCCAUCCCGAGGAAGCAAAAGUGUCGUUGUGGGACGUCGGAGGCCGCGCCGGCCGACGGGAAAACCGACCAGGAUGUCGCCAACCGCGACCUCACGCCACCGAGCCCGUCCAAGGCCGCCGGCGCGGCUUUCCGCGUUCAGAAGCAGGGUUCAAGAAGCGGAUCGAGCAGAAAGCAAUCCAUCGAUAUCACGGGGCUGGAACGUAUGGACGCAAGCCAGAUCAACAUCCUAUCCGGAUACAAUGGCAUGCAACGGCCAGCGACAGGCUCCAACGGUCAAACGACGACAAUGCCAGAGGUGCCGAUGUAUGCUGGCCUGGGGCUGAGCCCUGUAGAGGGAUCAUUUAGGUCUGAUCCAGGCAUGUUUCCUGUGUUUCAGUAUCCGAUGCAGCCGCCCUUGAUGGGCCCAGCUGCCUCCAAUUCCACCCCCAACGGUCACGUUGGAGCGACUGCGGCUAGACCGGCCACCUCGAACGGAACCUCGACUAAUGGUGGUGGGUGUUGCGGCGGAGGUGCGAACGGCAUCAAGGCGGAGCCUGCGCCGCAACCGAUGGCAGCUCCAGUCUCGACUGCGAACGAGAUCGGGACCACCAAGGCCAGGAGCUGUUGCUCAGCACCUCAGGCCGCUCCGAAGACCGCCUCGCCACCUUCAUCCAUGUCUUCACCGUCACUGAACCACCCACCGCAACUCAACGGCAUCAUGAUGCAGCCGUACCAGCCUCUGAUGGCCAUGCCGAACGGCAUGUACCCAUACUUUUCUCAGCCCACGAUAUUCAACUAUCCGCCGCAGUUCGGAUCAUUCCUCCAGCCAUUACAGCCCGACCAGUGGAGACAGCUCAUGGCCACGAUGAACGUGGGGCAGCCCGUUGCAUCAAACGGCUUUCCGAUGCCUUCGCCAGGGGCUGUCCAACCCCCCAGCGUGCCGAACAGCGCGUCGUGGACAUCCCAUCAGUGCAGCUGCGGCGACUCUUGCCAGUGUAUAGGAUGCGCGGCGCACCCUUAUAACGAGGCCACGCAGGACUACGUCCGCUCAGCGUGGAACACUAUGAUGGAGGAUGGGCAGAAGAUGCACGCCCAUCAUGGUGGGCAUGUGAGCCAUGCGAACGGGCACCACGAGCGCUCGGGCAGUCGGGCCUCCAACGGAGUCGCGACACCGGUCACAACACAAGCGGACGGCACAGUCUCGCCUACGGCCCCUCAAACCCCAUCGGAUGCACCGUCGGGCGCCAGCGACGAACAGACGCUUUCAGCAAACGACUUCUUCUUCGUAUCAUACCCGUUCGGGGAGUCUUGCGCCGGCGACACCUCCAGCUGUCCGUGCGGCGACGAUUGCCAGUGCAUCGGAUGCGUAAUCCACAACAAUCCCGGCCCCGAGGAGACGAGAGAACAUCCAUCUCUGUGA
Molecule: messenger RNA, 1578 nt
Organism: Purpureocillium lilacinum
Lineage: Eukaryota; Fungi; Ascomycota; Sordariomycetes; Hypocreales; Ophiocordycipitaceae
Biological process (GO): positive regulation of transcription by RNA polymerase II; intracellular iron ion homeostasis; intracellular copper ion homeostasis
Cellular component (GO): nucleus
Molecular function (GO): RNA polymerase II cis-regulatory region sequence-specific DNA binding; copper ion binding; DNA-binding transcription factor activity, RNA polymerase II-specific
Source: RefSeq, a predicted model, not a curated record